AUGUCGACCUCCUCCGCCACUUCAGCGUCGUCCGGCGCCCCCACCAUGCCUGCUGCCACAGAUACAUCAGCAGGCGCCCUCUUCCUCCACCCCUACGCCACGAUCUCUGUCAAGUCCCAUGUUCCCCUUGAACUGGAACUGCACAGCGCCAACUACGGGAAGUGGUCGGCCUUCUUCAAGGCGAUGUGCGGCAAGUUCGGGCUUCUUCAUCACAUCGACGGCUCCGUUCCCCCUCGCCGCACUGAUCCCGCUUGGGAGCAGAUUGACUGCUGCAUUCGCACGUGGCUUUACGGCUCCGUCUCUCAAGAUGUUCUUGACUUCACCAUGGCUGAAAAUCAGACGGCGCGGGAGCUCUGGGUUGCCAUCUCCAACAAGUUUCAGGCCAACAAGGCUCCCCGCGCCAUCUUCCUGAGCGAGGACUUCCACUCCAUGACUCAGGGUGAUCUUUCCGUCAUGGAUUUUGGCAAGAAGAUGAAGCUAGCUGCCGACGCCCUGCGUGAAGUUGGUCAUCCCGUCGCCGAGCCCACCUUGGUGCUGAAUUUGCUGCGGGGUAUUCACCCCAAAUUCAGCAACACCAAGGACAUCGUCGCCGGCACCAAGGACAUCACCUUUGAUGAAGCCCUUAAUCAGUUCGCACUCAAGGAGCUGCGCAUGGCCAAUGAGGCGAAGCAGCAGCAGCGCCGGCGCAGGAAGAAGGGCGGCAAUGGAAGUGGUGGCGCCCUGCAGCAGCAGUACCAGCAGCAGCAGCCCCGCGGGCCUACUCCCACCAGCCCGUGGGUCUGCUUCUCUCCGUGGGGCACUCCCGGCGGUCAGGGCUGGUCCUCCGUUGGUGGUGGCGGCUCCUGGCGCGGUCAGGGCGUGCUGGGACCUGCUCCUCAGCAAGCCUACACCGCGUUCGCCCCCCUGCAGUUCUCCACCCCACCCCAGCAGCAGCAGUACCAGCAGCCCACACAGACAUGGGACCAGGCGGGUCUCAUUGCGGCGCUACAGCAGAUGCAGCUGCAGGGCUCCUCCCCAUGGGUGAUGGACUCAGGCGCCUCCACCCACAUGCACUCCUCGGAUGGACCUCAGCACGCGGCGCGUGAUUCUUCGCUGCAAUAG
Panicum virgatum (switchgrass) is the source of this 1101-nucleotide messenger RNA. RefSeq lists its product as uncharacterized. The transcript has 3 exons. NCBI's taxonomy places the organism in Eukaryota, Viridiplantae, Streptophyta, Magnoliopsida, Poales, Poaceae. Bases 1 to 1101 code for a protein of 366 amino acids. The record is from RefSeq and is a predicted model, not a curated record.